AUGGUUACUGAUGAAAAUGAAGAAUUAGAAGAAGCUGGAGACGAACACAAUGUAUCUUCAACCUCUACCUGUGCAGAACUGAGCGGCCUCAACAGUGCAGAGUUGCUGGCAGGACAUGCGUACGCGCACUGGCUUGCUACGCAGCAGCCUACGUCUACGUUUUACGAUGACAAAAACAGCAGACGCCCAAGACGAUCAGGCCCAGAAAGAAAACCCCGGCAAGCGUACAGCGCUAAACAACUCGAGCGCCUUGAAUCAGAAUUCAAGCUGGACAAGUAUCUAAGCGUUUCAAAAAGGAUGGAGCUCUCCAAAGCAUUAGGUCUUACUGAGGUACAAAUCAAGACAUGGUUUCAGAACCGAAGAACAAAAUGGAAGAAACAGCUAACGUCUAGGAUAAAAAUCGCUCAACGGCAAGGUUUAUUCUCAGGGCAUAUCUUCGGACACACACCGCAAACUUAUUCCCUUUUGAAUCCUUACGCGUAUGCACCACUUAGUUGCGUUUUUACUCCUGUAACAAUACCGUCUUCACCACCAUAGAUUCAAUAUAUA
Molecule: messenger RNA, 549 nt
Organism: Pararge aegeria (speckled wood butterfly)
Lineage: Eukaryota; Metazoa; Arthropoda; Insecta; Lepidoptera; Nymphalidae
Product: homeobox protein LOX2-like
Exons: 3
Coding region: 1-537 (178 amino acids)
Biological process (GO): regulation of DNA-templated transcription
Molecular function (GO): DNA binding; DNA-binding transcription factor activity, RNA polymerase II-specific
Source: RefSeq, a predicted model, not a curated record